Molecule: messenger RNA, 1863 nt
Organism: Meyerozyma guilliermondii ATCC 6260
Lineage: Eukaryota; Fungi; Ascomycota; Pichiomycetes; Serinales; Debaryomycetaceae
Exons: 1
Coding region: 1-1863 (620 amino acids)
Biological process (GO): clathrin-dependent endocytosis; intracellular protein transport
Cellular component (GO): cytoplasmic vesicle; AP-2 adaptor complex
Molecular function (GO): clathrin-cargo adaptor activity
Source: RefSeq, a predicted model, not a curated record
AUGAUAUCUGGCCUCUUUCUAGUCCACUGGGCCGAAGCAGAAAGCCUAUAUGCCCACAGCGAGGUUCUUUUGUAUCGACAGUACCACAAUGACCUUCCCCAUCCGCAAGUCCUCUUCGGUAAAUUCGACCUGGUGUACAAGUUACAAGAGGAAUACGAACGAACGCCGUUUAUCAGUGUUGACGGUAUCAACUUUGCAUAUAUUCCAGGAGACAAUGGCAUUUUCGUGGUAGUCGUGAGUCGAAAAAACAUCGAUGCCAUGCUGGCUGUCUUAUUCCUCCAUCAAUUUUAUGGAACACUAUGCCAUUAUUUAUGUGAUUCAAAUACGGGAGGUGAAUCUGCUUCUGAAGCCAACAAGCCAAGGCUCCAAAAGUUGCACAAGGACACAAUUAUCGAUAACUUCAACUUGGUGUAUGAGCUCUUUGAUGAGUGCAUGGACUACGGAAUUGUCCAAUUGACUGACUAUAACAUUUUAAAGGAGUAUAUAAAGGUCGAAGCUAAUCGUCCCAAGCUAGUGGGUGUGGAGUCUAUAGAUGCAGACUCGUCUUCUGACUCAAGCUCGGACGAAGAAACCACGAAAAAGAAGAAGAACAAGAACAAGCACAAAAAGACAAUUAAAGAGCAUAAAAAUGUCAAAUCUACCCACAAUCAAGCUGUGAAGACGGAUGUGAUAUCGCCGGAAUCAACUUAUAUCAACAGUUCCAUUCUCCGGUCAUCAGCACUGAGCAUUAGUUGGAGACCCAAAGGAAUCUUUUAUGCCAAAAACGAAAUAUUUAUAGACAUGAUUGAAAGCUGUGAGUUUGCCUAUGAUCUUGAAAGCCAGUUUAUCAAGCGUAACGAGAUCCGAGGCGUAUGUGAUGUCAAGUGCUACUUGUCGGGAAUGCCGUUGUGUAACUUGGGGUUCAAUGAAACAAAAAUUUCAGGAAUUGCAUCCAGUGAUGACUUUGAUUUGGAAGGUAACCAAUUGACAAGUGUGGAAGUAGAGGACGCUGAAGAAGACCAAAGUAGUGCAAAAGAACACACACAUGUACCAAUUUCCAACGUUCAAUUCCACCAGUGUGUCGACUUGAGCACUGUCUACCGCAACAACCUUAUCAAGUUUAUUCCUGCCGACCACAAGUUCACGCUAAUGUCUUAUCGAGUCGAGCAGCAGAAACAGCGCCGUAAACUUCCACUAAUCAUGUUAAAACCUACUUACGUUGUGAACACAGCUGAGAAAACAGUCCAGGUCAUGUGUGAGCUCUCGACCCAUUUCAAAAAACGGCUUCGUGCCAACAACAUUCAGAUUGUGCUCCCUAUUGAUCCUCAUAUAUUUUCCCCACUGGCAAGCAAUCCGGACUUUAAGUAUAAGGCACAGCUGGGUGACGUGAGUUACAAGAUUGACUCGUCGCUGCUCUUGUGGAACAUCGAAAGUUUAGUUGGUUCGCAGUCUUCGGUCAAAAUGAUGGCACAAUUGAACUUAGAUUCAUGUCUUGAAACCAAGGAGCUUUUCUCGUAUAUCAGGCGGGAAAAUACCCAGUUCAAGAACCGACCACAACCACAAGAAGACGACGCCGGUAUUGACUCACUAGACCAAUUUUAUGGAGUCAACGGUGCCUCCUCGUCCUUAGCUCCAAAACUUCACGAGCUCUCUAAAAAAACACACAACUACAGCGAUAUCAAUGUCAAAUUUACUAUUCCCAUGCUUUCCUAUCUGGGUCUAAAAAUCACCUACGUCAAAGUGGAAGAAGAGCAAAUGAAAUAUACCUGUUUCCCGUGGAUCCGGUACCUCACGCAGUCCAACUACGACACCUCACUUUCACAAACCAACAUGUCUUCGAAUUACGUAUUCAAUUUGGGACCCAGUUCCUUCCAGGUGAUCUAG